Diprion similis is the source of this 872-nucleotide messenger RNA. It is a transcript of the gene Dlc90F, whose product is annotated as dynein light chain Tctex-type 1. The transcript has 4 exons. Gene Ontology annotation, biological process: microtubule-based movement; mRNA splicing, via spliceosome. Bases 240 to 752 code for a protein of 170 amino acids. Lineage: Eukaryota; Metazoa; Arthropoda; Insecta; Hymenoptera; Diprionidae. The record is from RefSeq and is a predicted model, not a curated record. Gene Ontology annotation, cellular component: U12-type spliceosomal complex; cytoplasmic dynein complex; cytoplasm. Gene Ontology annotation, molecular function: dynein intermediate chain binding.
ACGGCUCUAAUUUGCAAUAGUUUCGCGGAUGGCAUACCUUUCGCUUACUUUGUCUUUGUCUCCAUCGGGCUUUGUUGCCGGAGGAUUUAUCGGCCCGAGAUGAAGGACGUUACUAAAAGCGGAUCCAUGGUCCUGCUUAUUUUUAAAUCCCUCUCUCUCUCCUUCUUUCUUUUUCUUACACAUUACUCUCAACUCGCGGAUCAAGCUGCGUCGUAGAGACUUACGAUGUACAUCCAGCAAUGAGCAACGUUACAACAUCAGAGGUCGAUGACUCUGUGGAGGAAAAUAAAUCUGCACCAUGUGCUGUGGAGUUUGGCCACGACGAGCUAGUCAAACUGACCAAAGAGGCGAUAAACAAAAUAAUUGAGAGCGAUCCUCUGUUUUCGGGAAUUCCAGCCGAUGCUACAGUUGAGGAAAUCAAGUCACAGUCAGCAGUUGCUCAAGGUCAAGCGAUCACACUUUACUUGAAUCGUGGAGAAUUGCCGAUGCUUUCUGUUGUGGUGCCGCCUCACAACACGACGGUUCUCGAUUUGAAAAAGGCAAUAAAACGUCACACGCUUUUGGCCCUGAAAAGAGAGAAGGUAACAAAGAAGAUAAGCUGGAAGCACGUAUGGAAAAAGUACAACGUAUGCUUGGGCAGUACACAGCUGGUAAACGACAAUGAAAACAUAAAGAACUACGGCCUGACUAACAAAGUGGAGUUACAUUAUGUAAAAAAACGGCGAGAGAAAAAUAAAGGAGUCAAAAUCUAAACCCAAUUUGUCGUCGACGAUGUCAGCAAGAUAAUAAAAGAUGCGAUCGAGGUGUCCAUCGGGGGCAACGCCUACCAACAUACUAAGGUUAAUCAAUGGACAUCUCAUGUAGUUGAAGCC